Messenger RNA from Tinamus guttatus (white-throated tinamou), 727 nucleotides. It is a transcript of the gene SERHL2, whose product is annotated as serine hydrolase like 2. The record is from RefSeq and is a predicted model, not a curated record. Gene Ontology annotation, cellular component: membrane. Lineage: Eukaryota; Metazoa; Chordata; Aves; Tinamiformes; Tinamidae.
UGCUUGCACCCUCCCUGCAGGCAUGUCCUCAGAGGUGAAGGUCCCCGUGCCCUGGGGCCACGUGGCAGCCAAGGCUUGGGGCCCCCCGCAAGGACACCCCGUGUUGUGCCUGCACGGCUGGCUCGACAACGCCAGCACCUUCGACAAGCUCAUCCCGCUGCUGCCCGCAGGUCACCGUUACGUGGCGAUGGAUUUUUCUGGCCACGGCCUGUCAUCCCAUCGACCUGCAGGUUCGCUCUACUACUUUAUGGAUUACGUGAGCGAGGUGCGCCGGGUGGCAGCAGCCUUGCAGUGGAAACGGUUCACCCUGAUGGGUCACAGUAUGGGUGGGUCUGUGGCAGCAAUGUUCUGUCUCCUUUAUCCUGAGAUGGUGGACAAGCUGAUUCUGCUGGAAAGUAUUGGCUUUCUGCUAGCUCCAGAGGACGUUGACGAGUGGCGGAUCUCAAAGCGGAUGAUGAUCGACAACUUACUGAGCCUAGAGGCGAAUCAGCCGCCUCCCAAAGCACGUAGCCCCGAGGCAGCAUUGCAGAGGCUCUUAGAAGCGAACACACAUCUGACAGCGCAGAGUGGGGAAGUCCUACUGCAGCGAGGAGCGACUGUGACACCCGCUGGACUGGUGUAUAACAGAGACAUGAGAGCCCAGAUGCAGAAUCGGGAGUUCCUCACCGUGGAGCAGUGCGUGAAGCUCCUGCAGAAGAUCCAGGACCGCCUUCUCAUCAUCAUGUGA